Molecule: messenger RNA, 1096 nt
Organism: Doryrhamphus excisus (bluestripe pipefish)
Lineage: Eukaryota; Metazoa; Chordata; Actinopteri; Syngnathiformes; Syngnathidae
Source: RefSeq, a predicted model, not a curated record
UCUUCUUGAUGAUGGAGAAGGAGGACCGAUUAGAGUUCUGCUUUCCACAACUCGUCAACAUCUCCUGCAGGAAGCCCACGUCUCAUUGGUCUGAUCGUGUUUUGCUAAAUGUUGUCCUGGGCAUCAUCUGUAUCUUCACUGUGGUUCUCAACUUGCUGGUCAUCAUCUCAAUCUCCCACUUCAGGCAGCUCCACACUCCCACCAACCUCCUCCUCCUCUCUCUCGCUGUCUCUGACUUUCUGGUGGGCCUCCUGGUAUGGCCUGGUGAGAUCUACAUGAGAACAUCCUGCUGGACUCUUGGAGAUGUUUUUUGUUCUCUUUGGUUCUACAUCACCGUCUCACUGACGUCUGUCUCAGUAGGAAACAUGGUGCUGAUAUCAGCUGACCGUUAUGUGGCUAUUUGUGAUCCUCUGCAUUAUAACACCAAAGUCACUGUGAAAAGGGUUCAGCUUUGUGUUUGUCUCUGUUGGUUCUUUUCUCUCCUCCUGUGUAGCAUCAUCUUGAAAGAUGGUCUGACUCAUCCUGGAAAGGCUAAUUCCUGCUAUGGAGAGUGUGUUAUUGGCAUUGACUUUGAAGGUGCGAUUGUUGACCUUGUAAUGGUCUUCAUCCUUCCUCUGGGCAUCAUCGUUACUCUGUACACGAGAGUGUUUGUGGUUGCUGUGUCUCAGGCCCGAGCCAUGCGUUCUCAUGUUACAUCAGUCAAACUACAACAUCCAGUCUCUGUCAGAGCAAAAACAUCAGAGUUGAAGGCAGCCAGGACUCUUGGUGUCCUGGUCCUUGUCUUUCUCAUGUGUCUCUGUCCAUAUUACAGCGUUUCUCUUGCAGGUGACAACAAAAUAAUGUAUUUAUUUGCAAACUAUGCUCCUUAUCUAUAUAAUUUCAACUCCUGUUUAAACCCGUUGAUCUAUGUCUUGUUCUAUCCCUGGUUUAGAAGAGCUGUUAGACGGGUUGUCACUCUGCACAUACUGCAGCCUUGCUCCUGGGGGGACAACAUACUGUAAAGAAAAGGUUUGCUUUCUUUCUAGAUGUAACAACAAACAAUAUGUAAAUUCAUUUAUUUGUUAUAUCUUUCAUCUGAGUAUUAAUGCUGAUGGUA